AGUGUCGCUGUGAAUUCCUCAUCUCCAAUUUCCUUCCAAUUCUCCAAUUUCGCCUUUCGCUUUCGCUCCGAUCCCGAGGAACAGGGUUUUCACUUUUCACUGUUCCAUUCAGUUUCUGAGCUCAACUCGCUUCCGAUUCGCCGCGCGCCAAAACGAUUCGUUUUUGGACUUUAGCGUCGCGUCCUAUUCCGAGAAAUUAUAUAAUAAAAGAUGAGACGAUUGAAGAAUGACAUUAAUGAAGAUGAGGUGCUUCCCAAUGAUCAGACUGGGGCACAGCUGAAUGGGGCACAGCUGAAUGAUGAGGGUUCUGAAGGAAGUGCUGGCGUUGUUCUGAAGAAAGGACCAUGGACAUCAACUGAAGAUGAUAUUUUGGUGGAUUAUGUCAAGAAGCAUGGGGAGGGGAACUGGAAUGCUGUUCAGAAGCACACAGGGCUAUUACGUUGUGGAAAAAGUUGUCGGCUGCGAUGGGCUAAUCAUCUUAGGCCAAAUUUGAAGAAAGGUGCAUUUACUGCAGAAGAGGAGCGGUUGAUUGCUGAACUUCAUGCCAAAAUGGGAAACAAAUGGGCACGCAUGGCAGCACAUUUGCCUGGUCGUACAGAUAAUGAGAUAAAAAACUACUGGAACACCCGGAUCAAGAGGCGUCAACGGGCUGGAUUGCCACUUUAUCCACCAGAAGUGUGUUUACAAGCUUUACAAGAGAGUCAACAUAGCCAAAGCUCUGGUGGACUUAAUGGGGACAAUAAAAUGCAUCCUGAUUUCUUGCAGAAAAACAGUUAUGAGAUACAAGAUUCUAUAUUUGACAGUCUGAAGGAUAAUCAGGGAAUCAUACCUUAUAUGCCUGAGCUUUCUGAUAUUUCUGUCUAUGGCAAUAUGCUGAAAGGUUUUGAUUCUUCUCAGUAUUGUAGUUUUGUGCCACCAACAUCACCUAAGCAUAAGCGUCUUAGAGAGUCAACAAUACCAUUUAUUGAUUCCAGUGAUAUGAGCAGAAAUGGUUUAUAUCCAUUUGAUCAAAUUCGGGAUAAUAAUUCUGAUGAGAUAGCACAAUCAUUUGGAAUGCCAGCACCCCUUGAUCCUGGUCCCUCCUCGCACAGCUCAAUUUGUUACAGCCAUUCACUUUCAAAUGGCAAUUCCUCUACUUCUAAGCCAACUUAUGAGGCUGUGAAGUUGGAGCUCCCUUCACUCCAAUAUCCAGAACUUGAUUUAGGUAGCUGGGGUACAUCUCCCCCACCUUCUUUGCUCGAGUCAGUUGAUGAUUUCAUUCAGUCUCCUACACCAAUUAGUACUCUGGAGUCAGAUUGUUCUUCUCCACAAAAUAGUGGCCUUCUGGAUGCUUUACUUUAUCAAGCAAGGACUCUGAGCAGUUCAAAGAACCAUUGUUCUGACAAGAGUUCAAAUUCUUCUACUGCAACCCCUGGUGACAGAGCAGACAGCUCUGCUUUGAAUGUGCACGAGACAGAAUGGGAAGACUAUGCUGAUCCGGUAUCCCCAUUUGGUGCAACUUCAAUAUUGAACGAGUGCCCUGCUCUUAAUGCAAAUGCAAAUUCAUUGGACAAACAGCUACCCGUUCAGACCUUUAAUGGCGACAUUCUGAAAUUAGAGUCUGUUGACGAGGUUUGGACUCCUAAUGGUGAAAAUCAAACACUGUCCCUGUUGAAUAUUACACGUCCAGACUUCUUGCUUGCUUCAGAUUGGCAUGACCUGAGUUCUGGGCAUGGCAAGAACCUAGCCUUCACAACGGAUGCUACGACGACCCUUGGCCUUGGAGAUGAUUUAGCCACUGAUCAUAAGCAUGUGACUGCUGGAACUUCCAAGUCAAGUCAAAUGUGGGGGUUUGGUUCUUGUGCAACUGCAAUGAUUGGUUAAGAAAACUUAAAUGAGAUAUGAGAUUUGAAACCCUUCUACUAGUUGAUUUGUGUUGACAUGGUAUCAGAGCCAUUUAGAUCCACUU
This is a messenger RNA of Cajanus cajan (pigeon pea), 1948 nucleotides long. Lineage: Eukaryota; Viridiplantae; Streptophyta; Magnoliopsida; Fabales; Fabaceae. The record is from RefSeq and is a predicted model, not a curated record.